This is a messenger RNA of Danaus chrysippus (African queen), 972 nucleotides long. Lineage: Eukaryota; Metazoa; Arthropoda; Insecta; Lepidoptera; Nymphalidae. The record is from the annotation of a GenBank genome assembly.
AUGUAUUGCAUCAUCAAGAUGUGGAUUACAAUAUAUUAUGAACUAAUAUUUAUAAUAUUUGUUAUUUGUGACAAUGAAGACAUUAAAACAAGUCGGACUGUUGUGCUCGACUACUCAGAUCUCGCUCAGGAGGCUGAGAGUAAUAAACAUAAUAUACUUAAAUUUUUGAACCAAACAAGAGUUCAAUUGAAAUAUAAAACUCAAUUUAAUAGAUUACUUCAUAAAUUACAAGCUACCUCAAAUACAUCAAGAAGAGGUCCAACACGUAGAAUAGUGGCUGGUGUUAAUACAUCGAUAGCUGCGGUUCCCUGGCAAGUCUCUUUGAGAGAGAAGACGUAUCCCAUAUGUGGAGGUUCAGUGGUUACUUCAUUGUGGCUACUCACAGCGGCACACUGCCUCUUACGGCCACGUGCCAGUGAGUUAAGUGUUCGUCUCGGUUCCUCGUGGAAGACUCAUGGUGGUGAGAUGUAUGAUGUCAAACAGUCCUAUGUCCACCCUCAAUAUGCGAGGAACACAAAAGUAAACGACGUCGGCCUCAUCAAACUUUACUCUCCACUGAGAUUUUCUUCACGAGUUCUUCCUAUUAAGAUGGUGGGGAAGGGAAAUCGCUUGCCGGCCGACCAAGCUGCUGUGGUCUCUGGAUGGGGAAAGUUAAAGGAAGGCGGUCCCAGUGCUACAUUUCUUCAAUCUUCCACUAUAAAAACAAUUGCGAUGAAACUCUGUCGGAAUUCCGGCUUAGACAGGAACCCUAUAGAUCCAGGGUCCAUGUUCUGUGCAGGAGCCUUCAGUCAGCCCUCGCCUGAUGCUUGCCAGGGUGACAGUGGUGGUCCUAUAGUAAGUGAGGGUAUGUUGAUCGGCGUGGUAUCCUGGGGUCUUGGCUGCGCUCGUGGCAACUUCCCCGGCGUUUACACUCGACUCUCAGCCCCUGUGAUAUGGGACUGGGUCCAUGAACACAUCUCACAAGACUCAUAA